UGUAAAAAAGUGACAAAAGCGAGAACAGACAGUGACUUACUCCAAAAUGUCCACUUCACAGACAAACAAAGUGAAGGUAUAUAAAGUCUGUGUUUCCAUCUCUGAGACAUCCUGUGACCAGAAACUGCUGCUGGAACAGACUCUUCAACUAACCAUCAGAACAAGAUGGCUGCCGGUCUUCUCUUCUCUCUGCUUCUUGGUCUGAGCUUUGGACUCUGGGAUGGAGCUGAUGCCGGAUGUCAACUGAAAGUUGCCGACUGCGAUAAGUGCACUCAGGGUUGGAGUUGGCUUGAGGGUCGGUGUUUCCUGCAUGUGAACAUUGAAAUGACCUGGGGUGAUGCAGAGAAAUUCUGCCUCACAAUGGAUUCACAUCUGACCUCAAUAAACACCUUACAUGAGUACCACUUCAUCAGAGAGCUUGCCUUCAAUGCCACUGGAACACACAGACAAACUUGGGUUGGAGGUCAUGAUUCAGCACAGGAUGGCAUCUGGUUUUGGAGUGAUGGCUCCAAGUUUGUAUUUCAUCACUGGGCGAUGAGGAGCCAAACAAUUUUGGUGGAAACGAAAAAUGCAUGGACAUCAACAUAUUUGGACGAGAUCAAAUUAAUGAUAAUGAAUGUUCUAAGAAGCUUCGCUUCAUCUGUGCCAGAUCGCUGUAACCUUCUGAUGCCAAAUAAUCUGAACCUGGAUGUCAAGCUUCGAUGACAUCACUGCUGGAAGAACCUGAUUUCACUUGAUUUGAUCCCUGAAAUAAAUGUUUUCUUUCUCCGAAAUCUGAUUGCUUUAACUAUAGGAUUUAAAAUAUAUCAAGAUUCCACUAAUUGGUAAUAUUUCUAAAUCUCAGCUAUAAAUUUGUACUGUAAUAAAUAAGUGCAUUAGUAAAGUAAUAAAAAUCUAUAAAAUAUGAA
Molecule: messenger RNA, 908 nt
Organism: Poeciliopsis prolifica (blackstripe livebearer)
Lineage: Eukaryota; Metazoa; Chordata; Actinopteri; Cyprinodontiformes; Poeciliidae
Product: galactose-specific lectin nattectin-like
Exons: 7
Coding region: 166-705 (179 amino acids)
Biological process (GO): phagocytosis, recognition; positive regulation of phagocytosis; positive regulation of cell migration
Cellular component (GO): cell surface
Molecular function (GO): pattern recognition receptor activity; (1->3)-beta-D-glucan binding
Source: RefSeq, a predicted model, not a curated record